Amoebophrya sp. A120 is the source of this 2872-nucleotide messenger RNA. The record is from the annotation of a GenBank genome assembly. NCBI's taxonomy places the organism in Eukaryota, Dinophyceae, Syndiniales, Amoebophryaceae.
AGAUGUGUUGUAUCAAUGCAAAAAGCAGCGUGAUCGCGACGUGAGAAAAGUUCGUUUCUAUUCCGCAGGAGAUCAAAAAUCAAAGAUGAGGACGCUCCUUUCCCCACUUUUCCGACCUAUAAUCAGUUCCACGCCACACGGCGGCUACAUUCCGAGGAAGAGGCCAUGCUUUGCCUCCGCCCUCCUCUUUUACUGCAUCACGAGCUGUCUGAUCUCUCCGGGCUACAGCCUGGAUUUCGACCUGCUCGGUAUGCUAUUCGACUUCGUGCGCGGACCGGACCGCAAGCCCAUGCUGCGGAGAGUCAAGCCCAGGGGAACCAGUACGACGUCUAGCACCACACCAGCGGCGGAGGCGGAAGUGGAUGAGGAGGUGGCUGAAAGCGGUUCAACAUUGCCCGCAGGAGAAGCAACAGCAACAGCAGCGAUGGUGGAGGAACAAGCUGCGACCACUACUGCUGCGGAUGAAGAAGACGUUUUGCCCAAGAGGAGGAUCCGGAAGUUGCAGCCGCGCGGCACCAGAACUUCCACAGCUACUGCAACGAGUGCUGGAGCAGCUACUACUACUUUCGCGCCUGAGAAUGAAGCAGCUUUUGGUCGUGCUGGCACUACAAGUGGAGGGGAGGACACACUGCAGGACGAAAUAAGAGUAGCAGUGGCUGGGAGCAAGUCCUCAACCACAAGCAGUGAGGAGAAACAGAACGACCACGUGAAUACGGUUCCAGGCUACACGACCGCCGCAGAAGCAGCAAAGGAAACGCAGUCUCUCUCGCGCGCAGAGGGUGGUGUAAAAGUGCCAGCCCGUGAAGAAGACGCGUCUGCGAAGGUCCAAGAAAAGCAAAAACAACUCGGCGAAGAGGAUGUGGAAAAUCAUCCCGAGCUUGACCCCUUGAAGAUGGCGGAUGAUGUGUUGAAAAAGAAGGAUGGUGGGAUGUUGGAAGGGAAUCCCGAUCCUGACACCAGAAGCACUGCAGGAGUUGUAGAGAACAACUUCGAGGACGUGGUCAAGCAUCGUGGUUCGAGUGAACUGCAGCUGUCAGAAGAAGAGUUACGCCGGAAGGGGGAGAAAGACGCCAGGGACGGGAAAAAUGCAGAGAAGAAAAAGCCGAUUACGCAUGCGAAUAUCUGUUUGCUUUUUCAUCAUCGCUGACUCAAGUCGAGGUUCUUGUUCUUCAUGUAUGUUAAAUUGCAUGAUGCCGUAAAUUGUGUGCGUGUCAUCUUGAUAUAAUGCGUAGAGAAAAUAUCAGAACAAAAAAACACUGGAUCUUCGCUGCUAUCGUGACUUGAGUCCGAAUUUUCCAAGCAUGCUGAAGAAAAUGGCAGUUACGUACCAAAAUUACCAAGACGCCGAUGCCGAUGAGGAGGUGUCGCCCGUGAACGAGGAAGCCACGAUGAAAAAGCUGAAGCGCGAAGUGAAAAACGCGUUCGGGGGCCAGGAAUCCCGGGCCGCGAUCAUGGACACGCGCAAGCAGCUGCAGCGAUUGGACCAAGUCUUAUCCAAGAAAAAAACUGUGUUAGUGUAACUAUCUUUGGCUGACAGCAUCACAAAUUUGCUCUACAUUGACAGAGAAAACCUGUCAUGCGUGGCUUGUAAGGGAAAACACACAGGAAAAGAGAACUUCGUGGCUGUCUGGCAUGACAGGUGUAAGUCUGUUGCGUGUUCUGCAUUUUACAGAUUUACACUUACACAGUUUUUUUCUUGCACAAGUCUCCAUGAAGCUGUACUACAACAUCACCACUUUUCUCCGGGAUCUCGACACCUACUACAAAUCGCUGAGCCGCGUGGAGUCCAACUUCUGGAAGUUGGCGGAAGUGGAUGUCACCGACCUGCUGCAGGACUACGACGCCCACGUGGAGAAGCGGCUGCAACUAGUCACGACGAAACUCGGCUCGGAACUCUCCGUGCCCGGGGUGUACGGGGGGAGGAGUAGCGGGAAAAGUUCUAGCGCUUCUGCCGAAGGAGAAAAAGAAGAAAAACCGGCGUCGAUGCUGCAACUGCUAGGAGUGGUGAAGAAAUUCAAACAAGGCUAUCGGAAGACAAACAUAGGUGGUGCGGCGCGCAAAGCGUAUUCGCACAGCAAAGACAUCAACAACGGCAAAGUGAAUCACCACGGGACAAAACAAGAGGGAAAACGGCAGCAAGUGACGCGAGGAGGCGACGAUCAUCUGGUUAAUACGCGAAGUGGCAGCACGUCUGCGGAACAACAAAACCAUCAAACGAGCGACAAGAACACCAUAAACUACGCCACCGCUGACAGUAGGAUUGUCAGCCUCCCGGAACAAAAAGGUCGAGGUGAAGGAAACGUAGACGCCGGAUUGUAUGCAACCCCAACGCCGGAGGACGGUGGUGCGGGGGCAGGUCUGUCGGCACCGCGGCAUACAGCGGAGGGUAGUUCAUCAAGCCCAAAGGAAAACGGUGCCGAAACUACCGCACGAGAGAAGUACUCUACCGCCGCAGCUUCAGUAUGGUCGAGUGCUGCAGAGGACGAGGACGAUCGCGCGGCCGCGUCGGGGGAACAGGUGCAAGGGACCAAUGAGGAAAGAGCUGCCGAGUACCAGGGCGGAAUGCGAGAGGAACAACCAAAUGGGAAGGACACCUACACUGGCGCUGGAGAAGAUAUCAGCAGCUUUCCGCCAUCCAAUACGGAAGCUCCGCCUGCUGUCGCAGCACAACUUUCGGAGGUAGAAGAACUGGAAAUGUGAGAUGCGUGCUGUAUGAUUCCAUGCGCAAACGCAACCUAAAUUUACCAACUUUGUCUGUCUGUGCAACGAAGCGCACUGACAGAGGCAGGGAAAAACUGUAUGAUUUCGUUCUCAUUACCAAGUAGAGCAGAUGAAUUCCUCGCUGUGUCACACUCGAUGGAACCGUGUUGCC